Messenger RNA from Rhododendron vialii, 525 nucleotides. RefSeq lists its product as uncharacterized. NCBI's taxonomy places the organism in Eukaryota, Viridiplantae, Streptophyta, Magnoliopsida, Ericales, Ericaceae. Gene Ontology annotation, molecular function: nucleic acid binding; RNA-DNA hybrid ribonuclease activity. Bases 1 to 525 code for a protein of 174 amino acids. The record is from RefSeq and is a predicted model, not a curated record. The transcript has a single exon.
AUGGUGAUUAGAAAGUCAGAAGAGAAGCUAAAGUCGUACCAUCAAGAUUUUGAGGAUCUCAUUCAUCACUUCAACAAUGUAACUUUUACUCAUGUACCGAGGUUCAAUAAUCAAUUUGUGGAUGCCUUGGCAAUGCUUGCAUCCAUGGUUGAGAUUCCUAUUGGUGUGAAGCUAAGGCGAAUUAUGAUCGAACAAAGGGAUACACCGAUAUACCAGCAUGUCAUGGUUGUUGAUGAGCCUGAUGAUGGUCACCCUUGGUAUUAUGACAUUUGGAGAUUUGUGGAAAGAGGAGAAUACCCCAUUGAAGCAAACAAGAAAGACAAAAUCGCUAUCCAGAGGAUGUCAGCUCAGUACAUCAUUUGUGGAGAAAAUCUAUAUCGAAAGUCGCACUGCGGCAUGUACAAGUUAUGCAUCCAUAGUGCAGAGACAAGAAGGAUAAUGGAAGAAAUUCACGAAGGUGUGUGUGGCCCUCACAUGAACGGCAUCAUGCUCGCCAAGAGGAUCCUCAGGCAGGGAUAUUUCUGA